Molecule: messenger RNA, 651 nt
Organism: [Torrubiella] hemipterigena
Lineage: Eukaryota; Fungi; Ascomycota; Sordariomycetes; Hypocreales; Clavicipitaceae
Source: the annotation of a GenBank genome assembly
AUGCCUAGUCAGAGCGUCGUCGAGUUAGCCAUCAUAGGCUCCAUCGCCACCAAACCGGUCUGGGAAGGCCUACUCAAAAGGUUUCCGGCCCUGACGACAUUCACCUACACAUUUGACCUGAGUGAUACGUGGACUGACUGGGGCAUGAUGGGGGAUGCUCUACUGCUCACUGAAGUCGUUGAGAUGCUGGAAGAGCACCAACCUAAUCUUCGUAAUCUUACGCUGGUGUGGGAUCACAGCACUUUCGGCUUGGAUUGGACCUUGGAAUAUACCGAGAUGCUCGAGAUGCCGUAUGUUCUGAGCCUUCGCGGCUUGGCCAACUUGGAGCGAGUUCACUUGUAUGCUGAUGGUCAUAUUCUAGCGCCUUUGGCCUCGGAAGACGAAUGGGUGUCGUUUUUCCCGCCGCUCGUGCAUACUAUUGAACUGAUGGAGGGGCGCCCAUCUACGUUUGAUGUGUUUCCGCUAGCGAGAGCAGCGCACCGGUUUCCAAGCCUCAAGACAGUCAAGUAUGAUGGCGCCAUUUACAAAAGAGAGAGUCUCCGGUUACAAAGGGAAUUUGAGGCAAAGGGGAUCAAGCUUGUAUAUAUGCCAAAUAACCUGUUGAUCGGACCCGAGCUGGAGUCGGAGUUGGAGUCGGAGUCGGAGUUGUAG